Molecule: messenger RNA, 619 nt
Organism: Wyeomyia smithii (pitcher-plant mosquito)
Lineage: Eukaryota; Metazoa; Arthropoda; Insecta; Diptera; Culicidae
Product: protein PBDC1
Exons: 1
Coding region: 144-599 (151 amino acids)
Cellular component (GO): cytoplasm
Source: RefSeq, a predicted model, not a curated record
UAGGUUUCCCAUCCCUAAUUUCGAUUCGAAUCAGCACCCAGCCUAAAACGCAAGCACUGACUAGAAGUGUGCGAAAACCAAAUUACGUAGUUUUAUCAAAAUAGGACUGCUCACAAACAGGACAAGUUCGCUGCAAAGUCAUCAUGGACGUACUGUCGAGACCCGCCGAAGAAUUCGGCAACGAUGGCACCGUGGAAGAGCUGUGGGCCAUGAAAGCCGUCGAGCAUGCUGAGAUCUAUUUUAACCUUCUAUGCAGUGUUGAUCCCCGGCAGCUCAAACUCACGCCGUACGACAACGAAAUCUACGAGGAAUUCCGGCGCCAGUUUCCGGACAUGAACGUGGCGGUAGUUAACGAAAACGAGCUGAAAAGUGCGGAAGGCAAAACCAAGUGGCGUUUGUACACGGAGAAGUUCAACCGGCUGGAGGAUUACAGCUACGGAACGCUGCUGAGAGCGAAUGCCGGGGAGGAAUUCCAGCCUGGAAAUGCUAUACUUGUAGUGCGGAUACAAUUUUGGGCCAUUGAGAUUGCUCGGAAUCGGGAAGGAUACAAUGAUGAAAUACGAAACAGAUUUCGAGGUCGAAGUAAAAAAACAGAAUAAAAAAUAAUCAGAUUUUUUAA